GUUUGGAGAUAGAAAAAGAGAAGAAAACACACAAAUAUCCACAAAUAAAAAUAUUUGGCAGUUCAACAUCAACUACACAGCAAUUGUCAUUACGUUUUCUCUUUUAGACGCGAUCAGUUGUGAAUUAAAUCGUGUGAAAUUAAAGUUGUGGAGAUUAACAAUUUUUUACAUGAAAGAAAUUAGAAAUUUUUGGAAAUUUUACUCGACGGUGAAACUUAAAAUUGUGUAGCGGAUACAAGAAAAUUUAGAAUUUUGAAUUUCGGUGGCAAGAAAAAGUUUUUGUAGAAUUUUAGUGAAUUAUUAAGUGGAUAUAAAAAUUAGAAAGUUUUUGGGAAAGUUUAAGGAUUUAAUACGAUUAGGAUUAACGUCAAUAUUCAAAGGAAACGGUGGAUUUAUACCUAAUAUUUAAGAAAUAGUCAUCAUCUGACAUACGUCAUAGGAAUCAAAUUACGCAACAAUCUGUAGAAACCCAAUUUAGUCAAAAAGUUCAGGAAACUAUGUCAAUAUUCGCAAUAGUAUCGUUUAUCCUCACAAUCUGCAUCCUCCUAUACCUUUACUAUGAAUAUGCAGGCGAUGCAAUCAAACGACGUCGCACAAUAUUUGAAAUCAAGAUGCUCUGGAUGGGUACAAAAGGAAAUUAUGAGGAUGCGAUUAUGAAACAAUUCAAUGUUGGCACACAACCAUAUAAACAAGCUCAAAAGAUUGUUGUACUUACGGGGGGUAAUAAAGGCAUUGGUUUAGGUGUAUUGAGGAAAUUACUUGAAUGUGAGAUGACUGUUGUGUUAGCCGUACGCAAUCCAAAAGAGGCCAAAGAGUCUGUGGAGAAAAACAUUGAUGCAUCACUUGUACAAAAUCGAGUAUCUUAUGAGGUCUGCGAUAUGUUUGAUAUUGACACUGUAAGGCGAUUUGCGGAAAUUAUACACGAGAAAUAUCCACGUAUUAACUUGCUUAUCAAUAAUGCUGGAAUCCUUCCUGCGCCAUACAAAGUCACCAAGGAAGGUUACAUCUCUCAAAUGGCUAUCAAUUAUCUUGGUCAUUUUAUGUUGACACAUCUAUUAAUACCAAAUUUGAGAGCAGGUGCAGAAGCCAUUGGAAUAAAGUCACGAGUUGUCAGUGUGGCAUCAAAUGUCCACGAAGUUGGACUUAUCAAUUACAAUGAUUUCCAUUGUAAAAAGUAUUAUCGUGCAAGUAUGGCUUAUGCAAACAGUAAAUUAGCUCAAAUAAUGUUCACUUAUGAGUUGGAAAGAGUUUGUCGAAAGGAAGGAUGGGAUAUACAGUCAUUUGCACCACAUCCAGGCGUUGUUGAUACUGACAUAUUCCAGAAAUCUCUUGUUAAUCAUAUACCAGGAUGGAAAAGAUUUUUAUUUAAGACAGUCGAAGAAGGCGCAAGGACGAUUGUUUUUGCAGCAAUCGAACCUGAAUUAGAAGGAAAAGGUGGUGCUUAUCUCACAAAUUGUCUAAUAAAAAAACCAGUGAAUGAAAUCGCUUAUAAUGAUGCAGAAUGUGAAAAGUUAUUUAAAUAUACGUGCAAUAUGUUGAAUAUAGAAAAUUUUGGAAAAGAAAAUUUUAAUAAUAAUCAGGAAUGAAGCAGUGCUAAAUAAAAAGUUAUCAAAAUCAUAAAAAUUUGUGUUUGCGUUUGACAAAUCAAUUACUUAUCACAUCAUAAGUUGCUGUCCAAACUUCAAAAAUCAAAUUCAGUGCCAAUCGCAAAAAUUAACAAUUUAAGCA
Molecule: messenger RNA, 1728 nt
Organism: Chironomus riparius
Lineage: Eukaryota; Metazoa; Arthropoda; Insecta; Diptera; Chironomidae
Source: the annotation of a GenBank genome assembly